Molecule: messenger RNA, 12009 nt
Organism: Plasmodium malariae
Lineage: Eukaryota; Apicomplexa; Aconoidasida; Haemosporida; Plasmodiidae
Product: conserved Plasmodium protein, unknown function
Exons: 3
Coding region: 1-12009 (4002 amino acids)
Source: RefSeq, a predicted model, not a curated record
AUGUUUAGAAGCAUUGUACCCUCAACUAUCGGUCUAAAUAAUUCUAAAUAUGUACAUGCAAAUAUUGAUGAGGAUCUUAUUCAUUACAACAUAAAUAAAAGUGUAAUUAACCAUAACAGAGAAAAUGAUGAACAUAUUUCACAUGAACAUAUAAUAAACGUUUCUAAUUCCUAUAACAUAAAUAUAGAAAACCUAGAAAAAUGUAAGACACCUGAAGAAAUAGCAAUAAAGAUUUUAAAGACGCAAAAUUUAGGGAAUAAAAGAAAAUACACAGAUGAUAAUCAUAUAUUUUAUCAAAAAGCGAAAAAAGGCUGUAAUGUAAACUAUGAACAAAUAUUCUACACCAAUGAAUACCCAAAUGGGAAUAAUGUACCUGCACAGGAUAAACUACGAAUGAGUGAUGACUAUUCCUCCAGUCAUUAUUUUAGAAACAAUUGUGCAGGUUAUUACAUAGAUGAAAAGUCAAGUAAUACAUAUAAGAGACAGAGCGAUGCCAAAUUAAUCGGCCCCCCACAUAAUACUCCAUCGACUGAAAAAUGUACAAACAAAGGAAGCAGCAGGAGGACCAGCGGAAGAAGCAGUAACAGCAACAACAGUAACAACAACGAAAGCAACGAAGGCAAUGUGGGAGACGGAUUCAUAAACGGCAGAGUCGUUACAAACAACUUCAUCUCGUCCAGUAAUCCCAAUUUCAAUGUAGAAAUGCGCAAAAAUAAUAUGAACAGCACUCGCAGCAAUAGCUAUAAAGAAACCACUAAUAGUAACAAUAAUAGCUAUAUCGAUGAGCAGUUAAUAAACGAAAUGGAUAUGAUCAAACUUGCUUAUAAGAGUCAAUUCCAUAAACUAAAGAAUAUCAACAUAAUCAUGAACCCGUUAAAUGCUAACAUAAAAAAUGAGCAUCUCAACUAUCAUAAUUUAUUUGGUAAGAAAAAUUAUGAACACCACUCAGAUUGUCCGAACUCUAACACGUAUCAGCAUGGGAUUCAUGAUGAAUCAUAUCAUCGUGCGGACCAAAACAUGAAAGAUCAGCAUACAAAUAAUAAUAUGAUAUAUAAACGUAGGAAUGAUUAUGAAUCGUAUAAGCACACGAAUGGUCAGCAACACAAUCAGUAUGUGGACAAUUUUAUUAACCGCCAUAAUUAUGAUAUACACCAAAGUUAUCACAACCACCAGCUGUCUCAAUACACCUGUAAUUUGGGGAUAACCGUCCAACGUGAAUGUAAUUCAAAUAAAAACUCCACAAACAUAUUUUUGAAGAAAGAAAAUGAAAAAGGAAAAGCAAAUGGAGUGGAAUCACAAAGAGGAAUGGAAACACAAAGAGGAGUGGAAGCACAAAGAGGAGUGGAAGCACAAAGAGAAGUGGAAGCACAAAGAGAAGUGGAAGCACAAAGAGAAGUGGAAGCACAAAGAGAAGUGGAAGCACAAAGAGAAGUGGAAGCACAAAGAGAAGUGGAAGCACAAAGAGAAGUGGAAGCACAAAGAGAAGUGGAAGCACAAAGAGAAGUGGAAGCACAAAGAGAAGUGGAAGCACAGAUAGAAGGGGAAACACAGAAAGAAGGGGAAGCUCAUUAUGGGGUUAAGGAUAAGGAGAAGGUCCAUAAGAAGGAAGAACUAAAUCAGAAAGAGACUACACAAGCUUACGACUACGACAAUCCUCCGACGCUUCUUCAAUUUGCAAGUGUAAAUGAACAACAUACAACUACUGAUAAAAAUAUAAAAGAAGCUCACAUAGAAUAUUACUCUAAUAAUAAAACAUAUGAACCACUAAUUAAUGGAAUAAAUGAGUUAAAUAAAAUUAAUCAAAUAAAAAGAGGGCAGGCGCGAAGAAGCACAACAAAGGACAAGGCCGAAAAGGAAAUGUCUAAUUUGUCCAGCUCAUCUACCUUAAAUAGUAUAAAAAGGGAAAAUGUAAGAGAAGAAAAUGUAAGUGAAGAAAAUGUAAGUGAAGAAAAUGUAAGAGAAGAAAAUGUAAGUGAAGAAAAUGUAAGUGAAGAAAAUGUAAGAGAAGAAAAUGUAAGAGAAGAAAAUGUAAGUGAGUUAAGAGAUAGAGAAGACGAACUGGAGGAAGAGAACAACUGUGGAAGAAAGAACAAAGGAAAUAUACCAACAAACUUAAAUUCGUUUAAACCAGAUUUAGUACAUUCAUAUGAAGUAAGUAAUAAUGCAAAGCCCCUAUUCGAAAAUGAAGAUAGUCAAAUAACACAAAAAAGGGGACAAGUGGAGAACAAGGAGGAGAAAACGGAGGAUGAUAAUAACAAAAUGCAGUACAAGGGGAAUGACACAUCAUGCUUACUAUUCGAUAGAAACAUUGAUCUGUUCUUAAGUUUAAGUGCGAAUGAUUUAAAUAAAAACAAAAAGAUUAAGAGAAUAAUAACAUGCAUUGAGGAUUGCCUGAAGAAUAACAAAAAUCUCAUUUAUGAUAAAACGAAUACCGUACAAAUUAUAUUUGACAGGAUUUUCUAUAAUGUGAAGCAAUUUUUAAAUACCGAAAUUAGUUAUCGAGGAGGCGGGCAAAAGAAGGCAGCGCGCACUCCGUCCGACGGUGAUGGUAAUGCUAAUGUAAAUGCAAAGGAAAAUGUAAAUGAUGACAAUGAUAAUGAAGCUGAUUAUAAUGCUAUCUAUGCCGCUGAAUAUGGUGCUGAUUACGAUGAUGAUUAUGAUGCCAAUGCUAAUAGAGGUAACGCCGACAGUCGGAAGGACAAACCAAAAGAACUUGAACUGUCUAGCUCGGGUAAUCCCAGAAAGACAAGCAAAAAUAGAAGCAAUAUGAGCAGUAACAACGAAAUAAUGAGCGAUAUAAUAUAUGGGCACUACAACAUUUUGCUGUACUUAAUUUUAUUAAAUUUCGAAUAUUUUAAGAAAUAUGUUGACACAAAUGAUCUUAACGAAAACGUUCUAAUAUACCUAAAAAUUAACUUCAAGAACAUUAUUCUAAAACUAUGUGAAAGUGAAAUUAAAAACAGAAUAAUUCAAUUUUACAAUAUACAUGAAUCAUAUUUAAUACAACUAAAUUGGAUAUAUGAAAAAUGCUUGUUUUAUGUAUUUGAUAUUUAUAUAUAUAUUGAAAAAUAUGACACAGUGCUAGUGAACUUGUUAGACUUGUGCAUAUUAUCCUUUCAAACACAUUACAAUGUUCAGAAUAUUAUUGUCAAUUCAAUCAAUUUACUUUUAAAAGUGUACAGCAAUAAUAAUAGAAAAAAUUUUAAAAAGUACAUACUAGAUAACCUACUACUAAAUAUAAACAAUGUAAAUUUUAAAUAUAACAAGUUAAAUUUUAAAAACAGUUAUACUAACUCAACCUACAUACAUCUUAUCACGUUCUUUUUUAUAAAAAUUGCUGAAUCGUUUUCUUAUUACGAUGGAAAUUUAAGAAGCAAGUUUUUAUUGUACCAGGAGAGGGUAAUAAAUAAACCACGUGAAAAUGCAAAUUAUGGAAAGUGUGCUAGGGGAAAAUAUGGAUACAAGGAUAAUGAGAAGGUGGAGCAUGACUACAUGGAUAACUACACGGAUGACUGUGCAGAUGAUGAUGAUGAUGACGAUGAUGAAUAUCGUGUAGACGAGGAAUAUAAAGCAAAAUCCAAGGUUUGCAGCAGCACUGUGUACGCCGAAUGCACCGAACACACCUCUUCACAGUCAGAUGAAUCUUUUAACUUAAGUAUGUUUACAAGCGAAGACGAACACAAUAGUAUUAGUAAUGAACAUAUUUCAAAAAAUGAUAGAAAACAAAAAAUGAAAAAUAAAAAAAAUAAGGUUAAUAAAAACAAAUUUAUCUCCUCCAAAAAAAAUCUCACUAGUAGCAGAAAUAUAGAAAAAAAAUAUUCCGUAAGGAUAAAGAAAAAAAUAACAAGUGAUAUUUAUGACUACGAUUUUUUGAAUGACACAAAUGAAAUUAUUAAUAUGGCUCAAAAAAAAAAAAAAUGUACCACGAGUUCAGGUAAAGAUAGUAGCGGAAGUUACGGAUGUACUGAUUUAAAAAAAAAGAAAAAAAAAAAGAACCUUAGCAACAUGAGAAGUAAUAGCAACGUGAGAAGUAAUAGCAACGUGAGAAGUAAUAGCAACAUGAGAAGUAAUAGCAACGUGAGAAGUAAUAGCAACGUGAGAAGUAAUAGCAACGUGAGAAGUAAUAGCAACAUGAAAAGUAGUAUCAACAUGAAAAGUAGUAUCAACAUGAAAAGUAGUAUCAACAUGAAGAGUAAUAGCAACUUGAAAAGUAAUAGCAGCAUGAGAAAGAAUAGCAACGCGCGAAAGCAUGGAUGCCAUGAGGCUCAGUCAGACGAGUCGUUCAACAUAUUUAUGAUGAGAAAAAAUUUCACCAGAUUAAAUAGCAUUACAAAUUACAUAUUAAUAGAAAUCAUUGAAAAGGUUUUACUUCAAGAUAAUAAAAAUGCGAAAACUAUAUUGCAAUAUCUUAUUUUAGACCUAAUAAAAUGUUGUGAUAAUCCUCUAUUUAGUAUAAGUACAUUGUUCAUAAAAAACACAAUCCAUAUUUUCAUUGAUAUUAUAAAUAAGAAAUACGAAAGUAAUAUUAAAGAAACUUGUCUAUUUAUUUUGAGAUGCAUUUUCAAGUACACAUUUAACAUCUACAACUAUAUUAAUUACUCAUGUUUUCACUUAUUGUAUAAUUUUAACAAAGAAAUACAUAAAAGUAAGUUUAUAAAACCUCUUUUUUACAUUAAUGAUGCUUUUACUGAAGCCGCUGCCACAUCCCCCAGCAGUGUUGUUAGGAUUAGUCAAAGUAGAUACACUAGUUAUUUGGGUCAUAAUCAUGAAUAUGAAUAUGAUUAUAAUGACAGCUGUAAACGUAGUUAUACUCACAAUUAUAUGCGUAAUUAUGAACAUAAUAAUAAUUAUAAUAAUAGUUAUAAUGAAGAAAGAGAAAAUAUGAGGAGUGAAAAAGGAAAAAAAAAGAGCUUACUACUACAUAGUGGCACUUCAUCUCAUGUGGACCAAAGUAGCAAUGUGUCAGGUAAAGAUCGCAGCUCUAGUAAGACAAACGAAAAAUAUAUUUAUGUAAAAUGUUGUGAUAAUAGCAUAAAGAAAAAUGAGAAACUUUUUCGAUGUGCACAGUGCGAAUGCUUCUACCAUUUAACGUGCAUCUACAAGGAUUAUAACAAGUUAAACGUGCAAAAUGGCUUCGACCGUAACUGCAGAAGCAAUAACACGAACGAGAACGGUUACAAUGAUAACAAUUACAGUGAUAACAUUGAUAGCAAUUACAAUGAUAACAAUUACAAUGAUAGCAAUUACAAUGAUAACAAUUACAAUGAUAGCAAUUACAAUGAUAACAAUUACAAUGAUAGCAAUUACAAUGAUAGCAAUUACAAUGAUAAAAAUAAUGACAAUAAUAACGACAAUAAUAUUGAUAAUCUUGCGGAAGAAAACUGCUUUGAAAAUAACCUAAGUCUGAAUUAUAAAGAGCAGGAAAAAAAAGGAGGUAGGAACGACCCAAAGAGCGAUACCUGCGUCGAAAAUAAAGAAGUAGGAACAAAAUUACGCAAACAUAAAUGCGGAACUCCUAAUAUUUUACAGUAUAACUGUGAUAACUGUAAAAUUAAAAAUAUUGUUAAGAGUUUUAUUAUAAAAGAAGCACAAAGGAAUAAUAGUUUCUUAAAUUUAAAAUUUAAAAAGAAGAAAGAAAAAUAUAAAGGCUUCUACUGUUUUGAAAAAUUUCUUACCAAUUUAAAAAUUUUCGCUAUAUAUUAUUACUACUUACUAAUACAUAUCAGAAAAGACAGAUUAAAUGAAAGAAUAGAUAAAGAUUGUAACCAUAUUUACUCAUACAUACUGCUCAUGUAUAAUAACUUUAUGUAUGAGGAUAAAAAUGAGCAUGAAGGUGAUACCAGGACUCCACAACAAGGCAAGUUGUUCAUAGAAGGGGGGAACAAAAGAAAAACAUCCAUGAAAAGUAAAAAAAAAAUAAAAAAAAAAAAAGAAAGAGGUACAAAAGGCAAGGAACACAAAGCGGAUGAGAGUAACAAAGGGGAGAUGACAAAGAAAGAUAUUAUUGUAAAAAAGCUGAACGAUUUCCUAAUAUACGAGUAUAAAAAUGUGAAGACAAAGGAAGACUCCUUUAAAUGCUUUAGAUAUACGUACAAUUUUGAUGUAUAUAUAAAUUCUGUUUGGAAAAUAUAUUUAUAUUUUUUUUUUUACGAUUUUUUUAAUAUAGCUUUUAAUCAAUUAUUUUAUAUAUUAUAUGAAAAUAGUAAUAAAAAUUUAAGGUAUUAUAGUAUUUCCAUAAUUAAUAAUAUUAUAAAUGAUAACUAUUUGUAUUUGAAGUGUAAACAGACUCAAAAUAUUUUACUGUCAUGUCUAACUGAUAAUUAUUUAAAGGUUAGAGAGUAUACUCUUUGCAUUUUUUACAAUUUUUGCAAAAAUUUUUUAGAGCUAGACGUGUUGAUAAACAACUACAACAGUGAUGUGCACGAUAAGCUCGAAGAACGUCUAUAUUAUGGUAGAAAACCUAAAAUGGUAGAAGUCAAUCCGCAUGAUAAAGGUAUAAUAAAUGACAGUGAUCAUAACACAAGAGAGAGUAAGAAGGGAACUCGGAAAGAGUUAGAAAGGGUAACAAAGAGGGAAGGUAUUAAUGCGAAUAGUGUAUCAAAUUCGAAUAGAGUCCCUAAUGCUAAUAGCACCUUAAAUAGCAGUAAUGGUCAGGUUGAUACCAAAGGGGAGCAUCUGAACAACUGUCAGGGUAUCCGCGUUGACCUGAACGAGUACAUCACGAACGAAAUUGUUGAAGCAAUAAAAAGAUCCUCAAAGGAUAUAAAAGUAAGCGUAAGGAUCAUUAGCGUUAAAAUAUUAAAGUAUAUUAUUUAUUUUAACAUAUACGCGAAAAAGUAUAUACAUGAAGAGAAUUGUGAAGAUAAUUGUAAACAAAAUUGCGAACAGAAUAACAAGGAAACUAAAACAUCUGAGGAAACACUUCAUCAAUUGAGUAGUAGUAGAAAUGAAAAGACGAAUUGUAUUGAUGAUAACAUUUUAAUUUUAAAUGAUCUUAUGGACAGAUACAUAUCUACCUUUGAUAACGAUGCUAUGAAAAAUACGGUCUUAGAAAUUUUUAUUGAAGUAUUUUUUAUUAACAUAUUUAUAUUAGCUAAGAGAAAUAAUAAGCGUAUAAAGAAAAGAAAUAUACAUGCCCAUGAGACGUCGUCAGUAGACUAUGUAGAAGAUAGUAAUGAGGAACAUAUUUUAAACUUAUCACCAUGUAGUGCAUAUGGAUCGGAAAAAGAUCAGUCAGUUGACAUACAAGAAGAGAAUUCCAAUAAAUAUAUUAAAAUAGGAAAAAAUAUGUACAAAUUGUUCAUUCAUCUAUUAUACGUUAUGAAAAAUAAACAUAACAUUAAUAUUGUGAACAAAAUGUUAGCAUAUAUGGAUAAAAAUAUAAAAAAAUAUCAAGACAAAAUAGGGUUAAUACACAAAAUUAUUAGUGAAAAGGAUAUAAAACACACAAAUAACGUAAAACUAAUUAAAAAUAAAUUAUAUGGAGAAUUUGAUAAAAAUACCAUUAUGAGCAAAAAUUGGGGCGACAAUUCUUUUGACGACAAAGAGGAAAAGAUGAGCUAUACAGAGGAAGCUGUAUGGGGUGACGAGGAAGAGAAAAAAAAAAAAAAAAAAAAAAAAAAAAAAACAGUGGCAGGAAGGACAGAAAUGAUAGGAAGCGAAAUUAGCAGGGGAAAAGAGUCUAACAUAAGGGAAGAGGUUGGUAUAGGUACAGCACUUAACAGUGAAAGCAACUUGCUUAGUGCUAAGAAUACCAUUUACAACAUAUACGUUAGCAGCUCGUACAAACAUUUAGAGAUACUGAAUAUGAAGAGCAUAAAGUACAUUCUGGAAGUGUGGGUGCAUACUUUAAUAGGAUUAUUUAUAAAUAGCAGAAGAAACAGCAUGCAAGAGAGUGAAACAAAAAAAAUUAUGAAUAUAUUUAAUAUCAUUAUUGAAAUUAUUCCUAACUUAUUUAUAAAAUAUAUCAAUUUUUUUUAUCCAUAUAUUUAUAAUAACGAUGUGUCUAAAGAUGUAUGCGAAUUAUUAUCUUCUAUUAUCCCUUAUUGCAAAUUAGAUCUACAGUUAAAACUACAAUUUAAAAAUGUUUCGUUUAAUACUUCUUUAAUAUAUCAUCCUAAUAUUUUUAUUUCAAGAUCGUACACCCAGUUAUUAUGCACAUUGCAUACAUAUAUCUUUGCUAAUUUUGUUUCUUUCAAAAAUUAUAUUGAAGACUGUUUAAUAAAAUUACAUAAAUAUAAACUAUGCUUGCUAGUUAAUAAUUAUAUUUUUCAGAUGAAUGACUUUGUAAGGGAGUUUUAUUUUAUGAAAACAGAGGAAAAGAAAAAUAUAAAAAAUAGCUUGUGUUACCUUUAUACACAGGUAAAAGGUACUGACUGCCACACACAGUUAGAUAUAAAUGGAAAUGCACAAAAUGAAAAGCAUAAGCAGCAGAAUAGUCAAAAUGACCCUAAUAACUACUUCAUUUACAAUAUCAUUGAUAUAAAAUACGAAAAGUUCGUAUGGCACUUAUAUCAGUAUAAAAAACAUGUAUUUGAAAUGUUUUCUAUAACACAGAAUGACAUUUUAAAUAUAAAUAAAUAUGCAUGGUUCAUAUCAGUAAUUUGUGAAUUUAUAAAUAUGAACAAAAUUAUUAUCAACGAUAUGUAUACAGAAGGCGUAGAUGAACAUACGCACGUUCAAAUAAAGGAAAUGCAGAAAAACGGCAAAGAGGAAAAUGGUAACGGUAGGCGAAGCAAUCAAAGUAAACAAAACUAUCGAAGCAACAAAGAGAUAACAAACUCAGACGAGUUUGACAAUGUAAAUCAAAAUAAUAGCAUAAAGUAUAUUAAACUGUCAAGUAUUGCUAGAAAUGUACAAAUAUAUAGGCAUGGCAUCUUCUACUUUGAAUAUAUGUACAAUAAACAAAAUGAGUAUAUUUCGAAAUGGAAUAUAUUAAAACUAAAGAAUGAAAUACUUUUGGAAGUCAUAAAAAAAAGAGUAACUAUUCAAAAAAUAGAAAAGUGUGUUGAUAUAUGCAGCAAUAAAUUUUUUAAUGUUGCUUUAGUUCUGGUCAAUCUAUUAGUUGAUCUAUUUUAUAUAUCAAAUGAUAUAAAAUGCAAGUGUUUCUUUCUUCUUUGUCUUAGUAAAAUAUUAUCAAACUAUUAUAAUUCUCAUUUUAUUAACGAUUUAAAACUAAGAAAUGUUUUCUUUUACUGUAUUAACUGUUUUAACCCUAUCUUACAAAAAAGCUUUUUAUACACACUCCUUCAGUUAAUUAAGACAUAUGAACAAUGCUUAAAGAAUAAGGAUAACUUAUUCCUUGCUCGAAGUAGAGCACAUCACAACUUAAGUCAAGUCCUCUCUCAAAACUGUAGAGCCAGCGCAACUGCAGCCCCGACAGAAUGCCGCAGGAAAGCUACAAAAAAGUGCCCUAAGAGAAAUAACACUACUGACAGUGAUGGGGAUGGCACUAAUGCUAGUAAUGUGAACUAUCGUAUGAGUCGCAACGUGAUUUACAGUGUGCACCAUAGUAGUACCCAUAAAUGCUUAGAGGAGAAAAAUCCCCUCGUCAAUAGCCAAACGCGAAAGGAUCGUCCUUUAAAUGAUGAAAUAAGCACCUCAUUAGAUACGUCCCAUUGUAGUAAUAUCAACGACAUACCUAACCUUCUUACAAGUAUCUCCAGGAUAAGCACAGGCACUGAAUAUGAACAGAACAGGGACAAUUCCAAAACGUACAAAAGGAAGAAUCAGACGGGUAAGGUAAAAAGAGAAGCACUAUUGGAAGAAGAAGGGACAGCAGUUGGAGGCCUAGAACAGACUGAUGAAGUGAAAGAGGAAGAUAUUGCAGAUGAGGCAGACGGGCCAAAAGAUAUAACCGAACCAGAUGAAGAGGAGACAAAAGGGGAUGUACAAAAAGAAAACGAGGAAAGACGAGUAACGAUUAAAAAAAGUGAAAAGGUUAUAUCCAACGAGUUAGAAAAAAAAGAAAAAAUAGCACAAAAGGAAAGAGAUACGAAGAAUAUAUCAAAUGAACAGAAUAAAGACAUAAUACAUGUUCUGCUAGUUGCUUCUGUAUUUGCUCCAAACAUAUUAGAUAUAUUAAAGAUUAAUAAGUUUAUGUACAAGGAUUGUACAAUUGAAGAAUUGCACUUUAUCAAAAAUUUGGGUAUUCAAAUUUUAAGUCAUUUAUAUAAAGAAGGGUUUUUACAAAGUACUAAAAUAUCACCAAGUAUUUUUUGCUUAUGUUUUUGUACUGAUGAAAAAUUAAAAACUCGAAGUGAAAAAAUUAUUCAUUCAAUUAUAGAGAAAGAAAAUUUUAACUUCUUAAACAAUCUAGCUGAAUGUUUACAGUAUUUAUUAUUUUAUAUAAUUGAAAAUCAUUAUAUGUCUAACAACAGAGACACAAAUUACAUGAACAACAUUUUGCUGUUUAGUAAAAUGGAACAGUCCUUUUUUAAAAGCCUCAUAGAUAUGUAUGAUAACUUAACAAAUACAAAAUUAAAAAUCAAUUAUUUGAAAAUUAUACUGAAAGAAAUCGAAAGUGCUUGCCACUUCGUUCGAUAUAACAAGGUCCGGAAUUUCGUGCGCGACGUGAACUGCAAGUAUAACGGUAACACGAGCGGAGGUACACAAAGCGGUAGUAAUAACCCCGGCAGUAAUAUCACGGGUAGUAAUAUCACGGGCAGUAAUAUCACGGGUAGUAAUAUCACGGGCAGUAAUAUCACGGGCAAUAACAACAUGGGUAAUAACAACAUGGGCAAUAACAACAUGGGUAAUAACAACAUGGGCAAUAACAACAUGGGCAAUAUUAACAGCGGAAGUAAUAACAGCGGAAGUAAUAACAUAGGCAAUAUUGACAGCAGUGGAGGUAGUAACAUGCUGAACGAACGGAACUGUGGUGAGGGGAAUAAUUUCGACGGCAGUAACAGGGAGGUUUUUGUUCAAGUUUAUACAAUGAAAGAAAUAUAUUUGCAUAUUGUUAACACAUAUAUGUCUUCAAUAAAACAAGCAGGUCAGGAUAUAGAGGAUGGGUCAGAGGGGAAUGAUUCGAAUUCUUCUUCUACCAAAAAUAGCUAUGUUAAUAGUUAUAUUAGCAAUGAAAAAAAAUAUAUGAAAAAAAAAGUAAAGAAAAAAGCAAAUACCAAAAAAAAAAAAAAAAAGAGAGAUAAGAACAAUAAAAGUAACUGUGAUGAGUCAUCAAAUAAUGCAAAUGCCAUAUCAGAAGAAAAUUUCAACAAAGAUGAUAUUUCUAACCUGAACAGUUCAGAAGAAAAUUAUUAUAAUGAAAAAAAUAUACUUUACAAAAUAAAAAAAAAGUAUGAUCACCUCUUAGAACAUCAUAUGAUAAUGGAUGAAUAUACAUAUAUUAAUUAUUUUCUAUUUUUAUAUUUACAAAUUUUAGUGUAUCUCAUAUCUUAUUUAAACUAUACUACGUACAAUGAAAUAGCUUUAUUAGUGUAUGACAUUAACAAAGUGUACUGUGUUAUUUCAUCAACAAUUAAUACUAGCACGGAUAUAGAAACUCUCACAUCCAAUCACAACUAUUUACACGCUGUAAAUGAACAAGUCAGACAGUUAACCAAUGAAGAUGAAAUUAAUAAUGACAAGGAAAAUGAGAAUUUCUUUUUAAUUAAUUCCAAUCUAAAUAAAAUCAAAUGCUUCGUUAUGGUGUUGUUGAACAAUCUGAUGAACAAUAUGAUAAAGUUCUACGAUGUGGACUCGACGACAUUAAAUGAUCUAAUUGAAGAUGAACAUGUUAAGGAGAGUAAAAUUGAGGAUGGAAAAAGAGAAGAGAAAAGGACUAUUUUUAAUUAUUAUGAAUAUAUAUAUGAAUGUAUCGAAAUAUUUAUAGAAGACAACAUAUCAAUCGUUGACAAAUGCCACAAAUACAAUCUGAAUACGCAUAACUUAAAUAAUGAUUAUUUAAAUAAGCUAAUAAAUGAUGGAAAAAACAAAAAAUAUGCACAAAAAAAAAAACAAAAGGAAGCGGCAAAACAAAGAAGAUUAACAAUAAAGAAAUAUACGUAA